Camelus dromedarius (Arabian camel) is the source of this 486-nucleotide messenger RNA. It is a transcript of the gene SNRPG, whose product is annotated as small nuclear ribonucleoprotein polypeptide G. Bases 119 to 349 code for a protein of 76 amino acids. The transcript has 4 exons. Gene Ontology annotation, molecular function: RNA binding. Gene Ontology annotation, biological process: spliceosomal snRNP assembly; mRNA splicing, via spliceosome. NCBI's taxonomy places the organism in Eukaryota, Metazoa, Chordata, Mammalia, Artiodactyla, Camelidae. Gene Ontology annotation, cellular component: U1 snRNP; U12-type spliceosomal complex; U5 snRNP. The record is from RefSeq and is a predicted model, not a curated record.
AAUCAACUGGCUGACGGGAUCAGUGACGUCAGACGCGAAACGCCGGGCCUACCGCUGGAGUGUGAGGUGCUGCACGGGUUCUGUUUGGAGGCAUCUUUGAGCUGUCCGAGUGGUCAUCAUGAGCAAAGCUCACCCACCCGAGUUGAAGAAAUUUAUGGACAAGAAGUUAUCAUUGAAAUUAAAUGGUGGCAGACAUGUCCAAGGAAUACUGCGAGGAUUUGACCCCUUUAUGAAUCUUGUGAUAGAUGAAUGUGUGGAGAUGGCAACUAGUGGGCAACAGAACAACAUUGGAAUGGUGGUAAUACGAGGAAACAGCAUCAUCAUGUUAGAAGCCUUGGAACGAGUAUGAACAAUGGCUGUGUUCACCAGAGGAAUCAACUGCUUCCACGUGUCCCCUCUCCACAUUUUGCUACGAUAAAAAUUGGGUCGUGUACAUUUUCUUAUUGAACUUUUUUUUUGUUAAAUAAACUUUUGUGAUAGUCAAAA